UUUAAAAACUAAUUUAAUUACUGUACAUUUUUAUAACAGCAUUUAAAUCUUUGUUUAGAUCUUACCUUCUUUAUUUGCAGUCCUUAUUGUAUAUACCGGAAUGUAUUUAAAAGUCAAUAUUAAUACAAUCAACUGUAAUUGCCAUCGAUAUGUUUGCAAGAGAUCAAUAAUUGAAAACCAAAAUUUACAGAAUAUCUGGACAGUGUGCACACAUUCUUGCUGUGAUAGUUAUAAUUGAGGAGUGGAAAAUCGCUGGAUUGAAAGAAGUUCCCUCUCAGCCUUCAUCAACAAGUUUACCACAGCAGUGGGAUAAACCGAGAGGACAUAAAAUAAAGCCAGAGCCUGUGUCGCAGAUGGUCAUAUCCAGACCACUCAAUAUGAAUCGGAAAAGGAAACCAGUUAUUGCCUCUUUUGUUGACAAUAGGAAAAUGCCCCUGACGACAUCCGAUAUUGCUCAUUUAAAGAGUCUCAGCAACAGCCCCAUUUCAUACUUGGUGGAAAAUGGAAGUGACACAAGUACAGUUAAUACCCCAUUAGGCCCCCAGUUCAUCGGUUCAGCUCUAAGCUAUCAUGCUCCCCUUAUACAACCUGUCACUCAACCAAGGGAGGUAAAUUCUGACAAAUGUGGAGAUAUAGCAUUUCCUAAGGAGCUACCCAGCUGUAUUGAUGUACCAGCACCAACACCAGAAUGGGGGGAUGUAUCAUUAACCCAAACAGAGGCACAGGAUAUUGAAAAGUCAACUCGCUCUCAGUCAGAUACACAACUGUGGUUCACAGAGAGAAAGAAAAGAAUCACUGCAUCAAACUUUGGUAGGAUAAUGCUUCGAAAAAAAUUUAUAAAUGAUGCUUUCAUGAGCACUUUUCAGGAGCGAAGUUUUACAUCAGCUCCAACAUCUUAUGGAAAGGCAAAUGAACUAAUAGCCAAACAAAUGUACAUCAAACAAAGUGGCAACCAUAUCCAUGAUAUUGGCCUUGUGAUAAACCCCAAGCUACCCUUUAUAGGAGCUACCCCAGAUGCAAUUGUCUGUGACAAAAUGGUUACUGGAUUAGUUGAAAUCAAGUGCCCAUAUUCUGUGAGAGACAUGACAAUUGAAGAUGCAUGUACCAACAGCAACAAAUUCUUCUUAGAAAAAAAAUGGAGGGAAAUAUGAAUUAUCUAAUAUGCAUAUGCACUGGUUCCAAGUGCAAGGGCAGCUUUUGGUCACAGGUGCCCAAUUUUGUGACUUUGUAACUUACACAAAACAGGACUUCAACAUUGACAGAAUCCUUCCACAUAAGGAAACCAUGAAAACUCUGGUGGAAAAACUGACCCAUUUUUAUGUUGACCAUUUCAAACCCUAUUUUGCAAAGUAAAAUAUGGGGUAUUGUAAACAGUUACCUUUCAUAAGCAAAUUGUCAUCUUUCUGCAUGUCUAAUUGCACUUCAGAUGGCACCACAAUGCUCUCCAUUUCGAUGCUGUAAUCAAAAUAAAGAUAUUAAAUACAA
Messenger RNA from Pecten maximus, 1485 nucleotides. RefSeq lists its product as uncharacterized. The coding region runs from base 354 to 1151 and encodes 265 amino acids. The transcript is spliced from 3 exons. The record is from RefSeq and is a predicted model, not a curated record. NCBI's taxonomy places the organism in Eukaryota, Metazoa, Mollusca, Bivalvia, Pectinida, Pectinidae.